Molecule: messenger RNA, 1893 nt
Organism: Zasmidium cellare ATCC 36951
Lineage: Eukaryota; Fungi; Ascomycota; Dothideomycetes; Mycosphaerellales; Mycosphaerellaceae
Exons: 5
Coding region: 1-1893 (630 amino acids)
Biological process (GO): positive regulation of transcription by RNA polymerase II; DNA-templated transcription
Cellular component (GO): nucleus
Molecular function (GO): sequence-specific DNA binding; zinc ion binding; DNA-binding transcription factor activity, RNA polymerase II-specific
Source: RefSeq, a predicted model, not a curated record
AUGCAAUCCAAGCGCAUCACUGCGUGUGGUCCUUGUCACAAGAAAAAGGUCAAGUGCUCUGGCAGUGGGCCACCGUGCACAGCCUGUGCGGAAUCAUCGUCAGAAUGCAUUUAUCCGGUCAAAGAUAGGAAGACGAAGGUCGGGCAGCGGUAUCUCGACAAGAUACUCGAAGAGAACAAACACCUUUCAGCCAUUGUAUCGUCUAUCAAUACCCCCGCGUCAUCUGCAGCGCAGACGCCGGUCGAGCCUCCCGAGCCCAGAGCAGACAAUGCGGACCGAAAUCCAUUGAUUGAGGAAAGACCGUGGUUCAUUGCCCACAAUGCCUCUGACCUGCCGAUCCACAUUGGCGAGGCUGCAGAUGCUGCCUUCGCGACCAGACUGCGCCAGACUGCAUCGACGAAGCCCGUGAGCCAUUUGCCGAGGAUUCAGUACAUGAGUGACGACAGCCUUCGAUCUCUGACUGACCCCAACUUGCAAUGGCCAAAUGCCUCUCGGAUGACGUACCUUGUAGAUGUGGCGCUGAACACGGUCUGUAAGACUUGGCAUGUUGUUCGCAGGUCGAAGAUCAUGGCGAGUGUCAGCACUGUCCUUCAAACUCCAGAUACUUGCGAUUGGCUUUCGGCAUGUCGACUGUGGGCGCUCCUUGCCCUGGGCGAGGCGUACUCCUCUCGAUGUACACUACCUGAGGCGCCCUUCCCAGGAUCGAAGUACUUCGCCAAGGCGAUGGCGAUGGCGCAUAUUCCCAGCGAACGGCCUCGGCUGGCGUUGAUUGAGAUCUAUAUCCUCUUGUCAAUCUACGCUUCUGCCAUAAAUCGCCGCCACACAGCUUCCUUCAUGGCAAGCUACGCCUUACGUGUCAGCAUAAUUCUCGGCUUGCAUAUUGAAAUUAGCGAGUCGCAGGUCCGGGACCAGGCGCUACGUGAACAUCGAUGUCGACUAUGGUGGACCGCUUAUUGUUUCGACAGAAUGUGGGCAUCUAAAAUCGGCUGGCCUCCGUCCAUUCCAGACGAUAGCGUAGAAAUCGGGUUGCCAUCGGAUGAAGGCCUUCCACCAGAAGCGCGCAUCAGCUCGCUCUACGUCAGGAAGCGGCAGCCUACGUCCUUCUCUGAGAGAGUGCAGACAACAGUACAAGCAUUGAGUGAAUGGGCCAACGACCUUCCGUCACGAUUACAGCUUAAUGCUGAGGAGAGCGGAGCUCAAAAUGAGAGACAUGUUGUAUUUCUACACUUGUCGUUCAAUCAGACUGUCAUCGUAACGACACGGCCUAUCGUGCUGCAUUUGCUUCGACAGAGACAACAAAGCUCAGCUCAAGGAUCUAAUCCUCAAGAAUCAUUCCCAGAAUCAGCGUUAUCCCUGACAAACGCUUGCAUACGAUGCGCUCGCAAUUCCAUGAAGCUGUUGAAGACCGCUUGGAGUGACGGCACCAUCUCUGCCUUCGACUAUUUCUCCACUCAGUACAUUUUCUCCUCGGCAAACAUCCUAGCCUUAUCCUGCUUCUUGCGCAAUAAUGGCUGGAAAAGUGAUCACGAGGACUUUCUUCUCGCAGCGAACUUUCUGCAUCAACUUGACCGGAACGGCAACCUUGCUGCGAAAGAAUACUUUCUUCAUAUCGAAGCUUUGCGAGAUGUGUUGAAAGAGCAUAUCUCGAUGCGAGUCGAUGGUGAUUGGCGAUCGAUGCAAGGCAACGAUUUGUUGACAGCAGACACGACGCGAAACAUCCCGAGCGAUCUGUCUGCGCCUACAUUUGGCGGCGGUCUCAUACAAAACCCACCUCUUCAAGACUUUCUGAAUCACCCUUCGAUCGAUCUUGACUUCAUGGACACUGGAGGAACCUGGCUCGACUGGCAAGAUGUUUCCUGGCCGAACGUUGAGCCUUUGGUCGGCAACUUCUGA